Molecule: messenger RNA, 1897 nt
Organism: Papaver somniferum (opium poppy)
Lineage: Eukaryota; Viridiplantae; Streptophyta; Magnoliopsida; Ranunculales; Papaveraceae
Product: probable glucan endo-1,3-beta-glucosidase A6
Exons: 3
Coding region: 237-1634 (465 amino acids)
Biological process (GO): carbohydrate metabolic process
Cellular component (GO): plasma membrane
Molecular function (GO): hydrolase activity, hydrolyzing O-glycosyl compounds
Source: RefSeq, a predicted model, not a curated record
AAAUACAGAAAGAAAACAAAAUCUCAGAGAAUCAUUCAUUACUUAAGUAGACUCUCUCUUGGAAGUCUUUGGGAGUUCAACUCCAAUUCUUCUCUCCAGACCUCGAUUAACUUCAUAAACACAGCUCACAGCUGCCUCCAUCCCAAUCUCUAUGUGACAAACCCAAAGUAACUUCACAUUGUUUCAUAAAAAAAACAACAACAAACCAUUCAGCUCUGCAAUAGAGCUGCUGAGCAAUGAAAAUGGCUGCUCUGCUGUUUGCUCUGGUUUUCUCCUCCUUCCUAUCAAUCUCAAAUGCAAAGCUAUCAAGUAGUCUUGGUGUAUGUUAUGGUCAAUUAGGAAACAAUCUACCAUCACCAGCAAAAUCAGUUGAGCUACUGAAAUCUCUCAAAGUAAGUCAAGUGAAACUUUAUGAUCCAAACCCUAAGAUCUUAACAGCAUUAGCAGGUACUAAGAUCCAUGUCUUAACUAUGGUACCAAAUGAAAUCAUAUCAAACAUUUCUAAGAAUCAGUCUCUUUCAGAUGAAUGGGUUAGAGUUAAUAUCCUUCCUUUUUAUCCUAAGACUAGAAUUACAGCUUUACUUGUUGGUAAUGAAAUUCUUAGUCCAUGGCAGACUAACAAAACUUGGGUAGAUCUUGUUCCUGCUAUGAGAAAAGUUAGGCAAUCUUUGAAGAAAUACAAACUUCAGAAGAUUAAAGUUGGUACUCCAUUAGCUAUUGAUGCUGUUGAUCAAGCUAUCCCAUACCCACCUUCAAAUGGAACUUUUCGAUCCGAUAUAGCUAUCUCUGUUAUGAAGCCAAUGUUGCAGUUUUUGAAUAGGACUAAAUCGUUUUUCUUCCUAGAUGCUUAUACUUACUUCCCUUGGUCUGCAAAUCCUGAUAAGAUUGGUUUAGAUUAUGCACUUUUCGAAGGGAAUAUAACUUAUACUGACCCUGUUAGUGGCUUAUUGUACACCAAUUUGCUUGAUCAAAUUCUUGAUUCGGUUGUUUUUGCUAUGACUAAGAUGGGUUAUCCAAAUAUACCUAUAUUUUUAGCUGAAACUGGUUGGCCUUCUAAUGGUGAUGUCGACCAAAUUGGAGGUAAUAUUAAAAAUGCUGCAACUUACAAUAGAAAUUUUAUCAAGAGAGCAACGGCUGUGCCAACUUAUGGAACUCCUGCGCGACCUGGAUGGGCAAUUCCUACUCUAAUCUUUGCUUUGUAUAAUGAGAAUACGAAGCCUGGUCCUAGUACAGAAAGGAAUUGGGGGUUGUUGUAUCCCACCGGGAAACCAGUUUAUGAAGUUGACUUAACAGGCAAACGGUAUGACUACCCUGUGUUGCCUGAGGGAAAGAAUAAUGUGCCGUAUAAGGGUAAGGUAUGGUGUGUUGUGGCGACAGGUGUGACGAAUAUGACAGAGGUGGGAAAUGCGGUUACUUAUGCUUGUGGACAGGGUAAUGGAACUUGUGACGCGAUCCAACCUGGAAAGGCAUGUUAUCAACCAAAUUCAUUGGUUGCUCAUGCUAAUUAUGCGUUCAGUUCUUAUUGGUCUCAGCGUAGGAGUAUUGGUGCCACUUGUUACUUCAAUGGAGUUGCUGUUCAAACUACAAAAGACCCUGGUUAUAGAUCUUGCAAGUUCCCCAGUGUGACUCUCUAAGAAGUUCAUUUAUAAAACUUACUGUUUCAAUCACUUUUAUUCCACUCUCUAGUUUUGUAAUUUUCUUAUAGUUUUCAUUAUUGUUGUUGAACAUUUGAAGACCUCAAUGGCUAUGUAUCUCAAGUGCCAGUAGCUAAGGAUACCUGUAGACUGUAGAGUGUAGUGAUGGGUACAAGAAUUUAGCUUGUCCUCUGUUCAAACUUGGAAUGCUAAUUUUAUUUGAAAGCUUAGAUUGGUGUUUUCGCUGUUUUGUUUUCAGCUUA